UUUCAGCUAAUAAUUACAAAAUGUGCGACGAAGCCGCCCGUCUUGCCAAAAUCGGCCGUCAAGAGUAUGAUCUCAUUAGAAUCCACGACGCGCCAAAUUGCGAUGAUCAGACAAAGUUCGAGUGUGACUUGGAAUUGGCUCGGUAUCAAGUAAUUCGCAGUGAAAUGGCUUUGAAAAACGUAUACAACGAGGAAUUUGUGACCCCUGCAAAACUCCGUUAUCUCCGUGAUGAUCUGGAAGCCGCCGAGGAGCAUCUGAAAAAGUUGCUUGAAACCUCCCAUUGACGCGUUUGAUCGAAACGGAUUCUGUACAUACCUUCCAAAUUGUUAUUUUUUGUGCUGUGAAGAAAUGAAAAUAAAAUAUAUUGCUUUUUU
Messenger RNA from Caenorhabditis elegans, 374 nucleotides. It is a transcript of the gene F09F7.6, whose product is annotated as Ferritin. NCBI's taxonomy places the organism in Eukaryota, Metazoa, Nematoda, Chromadorea, Rhabditida, Rhabditidae. Bases 21 to 284 code for a protein of 87 amino acids. The record is from RefSeq and is marked reviewed. The transcript is spliced from 2 exons.